Messenger RNA from Cajanus cajan (pigeon pea), 1010 nucleotides. RefSeq names its product transmembrane protein, putative (DUF1218). NCBI's taxonomy places the organism in Eukaryota, Viridiplantae, Streptophyta, Magnoliopsida, Fabales, Fabaceae. The record is from RefSeq and is a predicted model, not a curated record.
GUCUUGGCAUUUAUUCGAAGCAGAAUCACGUUUCCAGGCCACUGCUUACCAACUUUUCACUUUGACACUGAAAGAGACAGUCACACUCUAAAACACGCAUACGUUCGUAGAGAGAGAAACCAAAAAUGGAGAGAAAGACGCUUCUCGUCUGUUGCCUUGUUGCAUUCUUGGGCCUGUUGGCGGCUGCAACUAGCUUCGCUGCUGAAGCCACAAGGAUUAAGGGUUCUCAAGUUCAUUUUGUUACACCGAAUCAGUGCACGUAUCCUCGAAGUCCAGCUCUAUCUCUUGGUUUAACUGCAGCACUGGCUCUUAUGCUAUCUCAAAUAGUCAUAAAUGUUGCAACUGGGUGUGUUUGUUGCAGAAAAAGUUCUCAAAUUCCAGAUUCCAAUUGGAAGGUGGCACUGGUCUGCUUUGUUUUGUCCUGGUUCACAUUUGUAAUCGCUUUUCUGCUGUUGUUAACCGGCGCUGCGCUGAAUGAUCAACGUGGUGAAGAGAGUGUGUACUUCGGCUACUACUACUGCUAUGUUGUGAAACCUGGAGUUUUUGCAGGGGGUGCAAUUUUAUCCAUUGCAAGUGUUGCAUUUGGAAUUGUUUAUUACAUUUCCUUAACCAAAGGAAAGAAUGGUGGCCAAUACCCAUAUCCUAAUCAAGGGGUCAUAGCCAUGGCACAACCACAAAUUCCACCAUCAUCGGAGUCUGGUCAAGAACCUGUCUUUGUGCAUGAAGACACAUACAUGAGGCGACAAUUCACAUGAUUGGUUUUGAAUUUUACUCUUAGGAAGCAGUGUUUGUUUGUGCAUAUGCGUCACUUUUUAUGAGGUAGUUAUGGCUUUUGCCUUGUUUAUAAUUGGGUUGUUCCAGACAAUAGAAUAUUAAGAUGUUAGACUCUGGUAGAAGAUGCAUGUGGAGUUAGAUUUGGAUAUUAUCUAAAAGUAUUUCAAAGGUAUGCAAAUACUAAAUGAUAGACUAAGAAAUUUUGAUUAGAAAAGCAUAUCAAUGUUCUGAGUUCA